UGUUCCACCCAGCAAGUGACCCCCAAAAGUUUGGGGUCCUCCAACACUGGGUCCCCCAAUAUUUUAGGGUUCCCCCAAGUUUUUGAGGUCUCAUUAGGACCCCAAAUAUUUUUGGGGUCCCCUCAAGGAUUUUGGGUUGUCCCCAGGGCUGAAGGACCUUGAGGUUCCUCCAACGUAGACCCAGUGUGGGAACCCCAAAAGUUUGGGGUCCUCCAACAUUGGGUCCCCCAAUAUUUUAGGGUUCCCCUGAGUCCUCAGAGUCCCACUGGGACCCCAAAUAUUUUCGGGGUCCCCUCAAGAGUUUUGUGAUCUCCCCAACGUUGAAGGUCCCUCCACAGAACCACCAAAAGCUCCCCGCUCCCCUCUGAGCCCCCCCAGGACCCCCGGGGUACCCCCCAAAACCCCCAGGCUGCCCUCGGUGCCCUCGGCCCCGCCCGUGCCCCGUCCCGGGGGCUCCGCGGGCAUGGGGGAGCCGCGGGGCUGCUGCGAGCGCGUGGCCAUCAACGUGGCCGGCCGGCGCUUCGAGACCUUGGUGCGGACGCUGCGGCGCUUCCCCGACACCCUCCUGGGGGACCCCCGGCGCCGGCGCCGCUUCUUCGACCCCCAGCGCCGCGAGUACUUCUUCGACCGCCACCGCGGCGCCUUCGGGGCCGUGCUCUACUACUACCAGUCCGGGGGGCGGCUGCGCAGACCCCCCGACGUCCCCCUGGACGUCUUCUUGGAGGAGAUGAGGUUCUACCAGCUCGGGGAGGAAGCGGAGGAGCGGCUGCGCGAGGCCGAAGGUUUCACGGUGGAGGAGCCGCCGGCGUUGCCGCGCGGGGGUUUGAGGCGCCGGGCGUGGUUGUUGUGCGAGCACCCCGAGAGCUCGCCCGCCGCCCGCGUGGUGGCCCUGCUGUCCGUCUUGGUCAUCCUGGUGUCCAUCGUGGUGUUCUGCCUGGAGACGCUGCCGCAGUUCCGGCCCGGAGAGGAGGGAGAGGUAGGGAGCGGUGGUGGGGGUGGUCCCCCCUCGCCCCCCCCCACCAACACCACCACCCCCACCGCGCCCCCUCCCCACCGCUCGGGCCUGACCGACCCCUUCUUCCUGGUGGAGACCGUCUGCAUCUGCUGGUUCUCCCUGGAGCUGCUGGUGCGGCUGGUGGCCAGCCCCAGCAAGGCGGCCUUCUUCCGCAGCGCCAUGAACCUCAUCGACCUGGCGGCCAUCGCUCCCUACUUCAUCGCGCUGGGCACGGAGCUGGCGCAGCAGCGCGGCAUCGGCCAGCCCGCCAUGUCGCUGGCCGUCCUGCGCGUCAUCCGCCUGGUGCGCGUCUUCCGCGUCUUCAAACUGUCGCGCCACUCCACGGGGCUGCAGAUCCUGGGCCAGACGCUGAAGGCCAGCAUGAGGGAGCUGGGCCUGCUCAUCUUCUUCCUCCUCAUCGGCGUGGUGCUCUUCUCCAGCGCCGUCUACUUCGCCGAGGCCGAGGACGCGGCCACGGCCUUCACGUCCAUCCCUCAGGCCUUCUGGUGGGCGGUGGUCACCAUGACCACGGUGGGCUACGGGGACAUGGCGCCGGUGACGGUGGGCGGGAAGCUGGUGGGCUCGCUGUGCGCCAUCGCCGGCGUCCUCACCAUCUCCCUGCCCGUGCCCGUCAUCGUCUCCAACUUCUCCUACUUCUACCGGCGGGAGCUGCGCGGCGAGGAGCCCGGCGGCGCCGCGCCCGCCGCGCCCUGCCCGCACCACCCCGAGAGCCCCGGGGAAACCGAGGCCAAGGCGGGCGGGGGGCGCGGGGAGGGCUGGGGGGUGGACGGGGAGGCGGGAGGGGAGAAGGCGUGGGGAGGGGGGAGGUUGGUGACCGAGGUGUGA
Molecule: messenger RNA, 1840 nt
Organism: Pseudopodoces humilis (Tibetan ground-tit)
Lineage: Eukaryota; Metazoa; Chordata; Aves; Passeriformes; Paridae
Source: RefSeq, a predicted model, not a curated record